This is a messenger RNA of Toxotes jaculatrix (banded archerfish), 2791 nucleotides long. Its product is annotated as complexin-2-like. The coding region runs from base 328 to 729 and encodes 133 amino acids. The transcript has 4 exons. The record is from RefSeq and is a predicted model, not a curated record. Gene Ontology annotation, cellular component: terminal bouton; SNARE complex. Gene Ontology annotation, biological process: synaptic vesicle exocytosis; regulation of neurotransmitter secretion; neurotransmitter transport. NCBI's taxonomy places the organism in Eukaryota, Metazoa, Chordata, Actinopteri, Toxotidae. Gene Ontology annotation, molecular function: syntaxin binding.
GUGUGUGUGUGCGAGUGUGAAAGACGAAGAGGCAGGCAGGAGGAAGCACCAAGGACGUCCUUUUUCCAGCCCCGGGAGCCGGAGAUGCAAGGGACGAGCAGUUAGAUUAGCGUGUGCUGCUGUUGCCUGCUGCAGGAUAACUUGGUUCCGGAGGGUGCUGCAGCUGAAGCUCCGCUCUCUGAUCCCUGUUGUUGGUGUGUGAGUGUGUGAGGAGGAUUUCAGCCGGUCGCCGGACGGAGAUCUGGCAACAAAGAAUUUCGACUUUUCCGCCACUAUUGAAUGUAACAUCGCUCAGAUAAGGAAGGCAGGGAAUUAAAAGCCAUCAUCAUGAAUUUCGUUAUGAAACAAGCGUUGGGAGGGGCCACCAAAGACAUGGGCAAGAUGCUUGGUGGGGAGGAGGAGAAGGAUCCUGAUGCUCAGAAAAAAGAGGAAGAAAGGCAAGAGGCGCUGAGGCAACAGGAGGAGGAGAGGAAGGCCAAAUAUGCAAGAAUGGAGGCGGAGAGAGAAAACAUCCGACAGGGCAUCAGGGAUAAGUACGGCAUCAAGAAGAAGGAGGAGAAGGAAGCCGAGGCAGCGGCUGCUAUGGAGCAGGCCUCCGAGGGCAGCCUCACCCGUCCGAAGAAGGCAGUUCCCACCGGCUGCGGUGACGAGGAGGAAGAGGAGAGCAUCGUGGAUACGGUCAUGAAAUUUAUCCCAGCCCCGCUCAUGGAUAUGUUCAAUAAAAAGUAACAGUGUUUUGGGUGAAACAUGAUUAACUUCUUACAACGUUCAUCUAACCAAUGCCGUGCCACCCUACCCCGCCCAAACCUGCAGUCACACCUUUCUUCAACCCCCGUCCUCCUCCCCCUUCAGCCCAGCUUCUAAGUGUCCUGGAAUUGUGCAACAUGUCAUGACUUUGCCCUUGAGUUAAAAUAUCUGAUCUCUGACGGUGGUACUUACUUUGUAAUCUCUCAAACAGAGCAUCUUCCAUCUUCUGAUAACCUGUGAUAUACUCUGUUUUAAAAAGUAUGUAACACCUGAGCAGAUCCGGUGUCUUUACUUCAAGGCCAACCAAUGUCAUGUUUUCAGAAUGUCCAGCGCUUAGAAAAAGACCAGAUAUCAUUCAUCAUCCACCCUUUUUGUUUGUAAAUAGACUCGGGAUAUAAAAAAAAAAAAAAAGAGAACUAUAUAUGAGUGAAAUAUGACAUAUAACAAGAUGACUAAGAGUAUAAGCCAUAUUUUUAACUUUUAAGAAAUUAUCCAAAUCAUAUCAAAAUUUGAUUGAAUUUUCCUGUUAUGUUCUUGCUAAUAUUUGAUACAUACAAUGUAUAUAAAUACUUGCAUUUUUAUUGGUUCUCCGUUGUGAGGAUUCACCCCAUAAACUGUCCCUCAUGUUCUCAUUGGUUUACUGUGAAUGUGUAAAAUGAGCACUGGUGAAGUCAAAGGGACAUCUGUAAAACCAGAAAGUGAAGGAAUUAAUCAUUUGAAAUGAGACAUUUUUGUUUUUGUUUUGUUUUACAGUUUUUUUUAAGCAUGCAGUAAACUUUGGUGAAGUGAAGUACACAUAUGGAUACCAUUUUAUUUGUUAUUAUGAAGCGAAAUAUAUUGAUAUAUAUGAGGCAAUAACUUGUUUUCCAUUUUUAUUUAAUCAACAUUUGUCCACCAUGUACAGUAGGCGAUAACUGACUUUGUGUCUGAAAUGUUCUUCCAUGGGGAAAACUAUAAAUGUUCUCUAUACCUAGAGUUUGUCUGAAAUCGGUUAGAUGAAAUUCUUACUAUAAAUUCACUUGCUAUACAUAUAUGUGGUUUAAAAAUUCAGUUUUAUGUCCAGUGGCAGGUGUCACUCACUCUGCUUUUGCAAUAGGACGAGUAAAAGUUUGACCAGGCUAGCUGAUUUUGACGUGUGUUAACAUUAUCAUAAUUUUUCUGUAAAAAAGAGAAACUUCACAAAACACAACUAUGUUGUGAACACACUAUAUGUGAACAGACAGUGACGAUAGUGCAAUAUAUUGUUCGAAAUGAAGUUGUCCUGUGUCCGUUGGUUUAACUGAUGGGAGUAAAGUCCCAAAUCGGCAAUAACAGACAAUCUUCAUUGUUGUGUGUUUAAACUUACUCCUUAAUGUGUUAGUCGAUGUUAAAGACACAGACGUGUCUUCAUAGUGACAGUGACGCGUUUGUAGGUCAGACAUAUUUGAUUAAAAAAAGAGAAAAGGGGGAAGGUGGGACGAUUUGUGUCAUGUCGUAAAAACUGUUCAGUCAUGUCACAAAACGAGACGCACAACCAAGAUUUUUGUUCUCAAUCACAAACCAAAAGGUGAAAUCAAUCUGCAGGUUUUCAGAGGCAGGCGUUAACAUGAAAGCUCCAUGACCUUAACACAGAAAAUGUUUACCUGUCCCACAGUGCCCAGUCUGUCCUACAGGUAAUUCAGUGUAAUGGCACAAAUUUAAAGGGGGUCAUAUGAGGAUAAGAUCCAGUUUUUCUUCAUAUGCCUUGUUUUAUUUAUUUCUCCUUCAUUCCACAGUGUCUUGUUCAAACAUUCCAGAUAUUUCAGACAUUCCACCAGACUUGUGCUGGUAACACACAAACUUGGGUAUUUACAGUAGGCUUCAGUCAAUGCCUUGUUAGCCUACAAGUACACCACAAUGAAGAAUUUAAAUCUGAUGUUGUUAUAACCUGAAAGUAGAGGCUACUGUGAAUCUAAGAUACACAAAGAUUCAUUACAUGACCAAGUAACAGCAGAGAGUUAUUGUAGCUGCCAUGUAUUAAAAAAAAAAAAAAAAAAACCAAAUGAAAUCUAAGAGAAAGCAUAAA